Diatraea saccharalis (sugarcane borer) is the source of this 1871-nucleotide messenger RNA. The record is from the annotation of a GenBank genome assembly. Lineage: Eukaryota; Metazoa; Arthropoda; Insecta; Lepidoptera; Crambidae.
AUGAUAAUAAUACAGAAACUAACUCCGAAAAGGUCAUUCUAUCUUCUCGGUUACGAAUUUGGUGUUCUAGUCGCCUUGGAAAUAGCUUCCAUUCUUGAAAACAAAGGUUUAACCGGUACAGUAUUUAUGCUUGGAGGGACCCCACUUGAUAUCUGCAACUCAUUCAACCAUCGCUUUAAAAACAUUUCUGCUGAGGAUCAACAAAACGCUCUUAUCAAGCAUAUGUAUACUUUAAUUACUUCAAAAAAUUACACUGAAAUAGAAAACGAGCUUGGAGCGAACAAGAGCUGGAAUGACAAAGUGGAAUGCCUCGUCCGGAAAUUACCCUCUAAUAUUCAAUACACUCAAAUUUUACUCCAAGGAGUUUACGCCAAGAUAAAGAUGCUUCAAAAGUACGAUUUCAAGCAGCACAAACUACAUUCGCAACUCGUCCUCAUUCGUGCUAAGCUUCCCAUACCCGACGUUGAUACUUUAGAAAGUUUUCCUAAAGAGAUGAAGGUACACAAUAUACGUGCUGUCCUAGCACAUGCGGAUAAAGAUCUGGCUUGCUCUAACAUCGUCAACAAAUAUCUGGAUAAGAAUAUCAUAGAGGCUUAUGAGAACAGCAACCAAUGUGAUACAGUACUGAAAAGUGAUGAAUUCGUAAAAAAUAUGGUGUCAGAAUCGGAAUAGUUGCACGAAUUGGACGCUUUCAUUUUGAUCAAGUAGUGAAGAAGUUACUUUGGUUUGGUUGGCGGUUUUUUGUUAGUGUAUAUUUUUCAUAAUUCAGUAUAUUAUUUUAAAUAAAUUGUUUUCAAGAGAAUCACGUGUUUCAAGCUUUAAUUAAUCAUAGUUGAAUAUAUAAUUUACUAGUAAACGAAAAUCACAAUUGCGUUUUCGAUCAACAUUUGAUAAUGGGCAGAGACAUCGACUAUGAUAUUCUAUUAAAAACAGCAACGAACUCGAAGUUGAAUGCAGCGGUAUCACGUCAUAGUGCUUCAAUGAAAUAAAACUUUUUUAUGAUUUGUUUGAUAUAACUUUUAGAAUGUGACAUGUAAUUGAACUUACAAUUUAAAAGAGGGUAAAUAUCCUGUGAGGAAGUACAAGUCACAAGCCACACAUAAUCACAUGGCUCUAGUACGGAUCGGUGCGUGUUAACGAUUGCAGCUCUUUGGAAUCACCCAACAGCAACACGUUGCUAAUUUAUUAGUUCCAGUUGUGGCAAUAAAAUACUAAAUAAGGAAAUAAGGUUUAAACCAUGUUCCGACCAAAUAAGUCAACAAAUUUCAAUGAGGAAGUAUUUAAAAAAAAAAUUAGUUCUCGAAAUCAAACUAGAUGUAGUUACGGUACGUCCCUGUUUCUCCAUGACAACCAGGGCUUGAAACCGGUUCAGAAUAAACCGUUUUUAUUUAGGUAAAACCUGUUCUAUUAUAAUGUUCCGUUCCGGAUCGGAACUAAAUGCGGAGUGAAAUUCGGAUAGAAUAAAAACCGGUUAAUUCGCUUGUUUCGUAAAAAGCAAUGUUCUUACACUUUUGAUGCGAAUUAUAUCAUUUUUAAGCGACGACAUUUAUCAUACCUAUGUACGGAUGUUAUAGAUAGGAGUGUAGGCACUUAAAAACCGCGCUGAAGUUUGUGAGAUCAUUGUCUGGAGUCAUAUUUAAACCGGUUAGUGAACCGGUUUAAAAACCGGUUCGAAGGAGCUGAACCUUUUAUGUAACGUUUCGCAUGUACUUACGUCGAACCGGUUAAAAAAAUAAACCGGUUUCCAAGCCCUGAUGACAACCUUUCCGAUUUUAUUUCAAGUUUAAAAGUAAAUUAGUUUUCAAAACUCAAUAAACAACUCAUAUUCUAUUUGUACUUUUUCGUAUUUGUAUUGAUAUCUAAGUUUCGAA